Molecule: messenger RNA, 2244 nt
Organism: Dioscorea cayenensis subsp. rotundata (Guinea yam)
Lineage: Eukaryota; Viridiplantae; Streptophyta; Magnoliopsida; Dioscoreales; Dioscoreaceae
Product: probable disease resistance protein RF9
Exons: 3
Coding region: 1-2244 (747 amino acids)
Biological process (GO): defense response to other organism
Molecular function (GO): ADP binding
Source: RefSeq, a predicted model, not a curated record
AUGGGGCAUCUCAGAAAGAUGCUUGAAGAAGUUUGGGAGAUUGAAAAGGAGAAGUUGGAGAAAAUGACAGAAAAUGAUUUGAUAGACAUGCUUAAUGACUCACUAAGAACACAAAGGUUUCUUAUUGUAUUGGAUGAUAUUUGGCGAGAGGAUGUAUGGAAUCAGAUGCAAAGAAGUUUUCCGGAUGUGAACAAUGGAAGCAGAGUCUUGAUCACCACUCGGUUUCUUAAUGUUGCAAAGCGAGCAGAUCCAAGAAGCAAUCCGUACGAACUUCCGCUUUUGAAUGAUGAUGAGAGCAUGAAGCUUCUUCUCAAGAAGGCCUUUCCUUAUGAAGAUGUUGAGGCAAAUUUCACCAAUGAAUUGCUUGAUAUCGGCCUUCGUCUUAUGCACAAAUGCGAUGGCCUACCUCUGGCUUUAGUUGUUCUUGGAGGUCUCCUAUCUAUAAAAGACAAAACACCUGUUGUGUGGCGAAGAGUGUUGGAGACGAUGGAUUGGGCUGUAGAAGGAAAGGAAUGCCAAGAAAUAUUUGCUUUGAGCUAUGAAGAUCUUCCGUAUCAUAUGAAAUCAUGUUUUCUUUAUUUGGGUGCUUACCCUGAGGAUUAUGAGAUCACUGGCAAUGUGUUAAUCAGGCAAUGGAUUGCGGAAGGCUUCAUACCACAGGAAGAAAGGAAGACCAUGGAGGAUACAGGGGAAGCUAUUUUAGAGGAGUUGAUUCAGAGGAGCUUGAUUCAUGUAAAUACCAAGAAAAACAAUGGGAGUGUGAAGAAAUGUGGCGUCCAUGAUCUAUUACUGGAUUUUGCAAGAUCUGCAGCAAAGAAAGACUUCUUCCUCACAGUUUGCUCGAAUGAAAAUGAUCAACCAACUUAUUUGGCGUCAUCUCGCCGUGUGGCUUUCCACAACGUCAAUAUCACCAAGAUAAAUGAAAACUGUAGAGUCUCUACAAUGCAUGGACUCAGGACUUUGAUGGCAUUUGGUCGAGACUAUUCUGCAAUUUAUGAUUCUCCAAUAUUUAGAUUUACGCUUCUAAGGGUGCUUGAUUUGACUGAGUUAGUAAGAUUACCAAAAGAGAUCGAGCUCAUGAUCCAUUUGCGUUAUUUAAGGCUGGGGUGUGGUCCAUGCCUGCCAUUGUCGGUAGGAAACUUUCAAUCCUUAGAGACUGUUCUUCUAAGGGCAGGAGCAGAGAUACCAAUCACACUAUGGAAGAUAAUGACACUAAGACAUGUACAAAUCUGGCGGUGCAAACCACCACAAAGUCUUGAGCUAAAAAAUCUCCUCGCACUUGAGUAUGUAGAAUUCGGAUCCUAUAAAACAAUAAACUGGAGGUUUCCAAACCUUAGGAAGUUGAAAGUGUUCAUUGAUAAGGAAUACCAGAGAACAAUGCUAAGCCAUCUACUCUGUGGACUACACCAUCUUGUCAGCUUGUGUAUAAAUGGCGAUCAAUCUGAUUGCCCUAUAGAGAUCAAUACCAAGGACUUUCCAUUUCACAACCAUCUCCUCUCAUUGAUGUUAUUUGGAUUUUGGCCAAAGGGGGGCGCCGUAUCUGAAUUCCCAACUUGUCUCACCAAGCUUGAACUCCUUGGUUCUAGAUUGGAGCAAGACCCAAUGCCCAAAUUGGAGAGGUUACAAUACCUUGUCACUCUUAAACUCUUUGAAAAUGUGUAUCUUGGGAAAACCAUGGUAUGCUCUACUGGUGGAUUCCCUAGUUUGAAAAGUCUGUUCAUUACCAAAGCGUUUCUUGAAAACAUCAAACCAUUUGUGUCUCGGGUUGACCCAAUGCCCAAUCUUGAGGAGUGGAGGGUAGAGAGAGGUGCAAUGCCCAAGCUUGGAGUUUCGUUACAUGUCCCAAGAGCUCAUGCUCAGGUUGCAGAGGGAAGCAGGGGAAGAUUGGUACAAGAUUCAACAUGUGCCAAAACUCACCCUUCGAGAAUAGGGAGUGUUAAAUGCCACGAUCUCUCCCUCAGCGCCUCCUUCGGCGUCACCGUUGCCACCAUUGCCGGCGAAGCCACGGCCGACGACGGCAUCCUCGUGGGAUUCUUCUCGAUCGCGGCUUCCCAUCGCCGAUCCCUUGAGCUUCCCAUCACGGACAAGCUCGAAGCCAUUCGCGAAGAGAACGCCGAGCUUCGGAUCGCUAAGAACGACUUCGCCAAACUCCUCUCCAAAAUCCCCAUCACUGGAGAAGUCAAGAAGUCGAUGGUCGCUCAAAGCGGGAACGAGAGCGACAAGAUCCGCAUCCGUAAGUGGUAA